Molecule: messenger RNA, 609 nt
Organism: Exophiala oligosperma
Lineage: Eukaryota; Fungi; Ascomycota; Eurotiomycetes; Chaetothyriales; Herpotrichiellaceae
Exons: 2
Coding region: 1-609 (202 amino acids)
Source: RefSeq, a predicted model, not a curated record
AUGUCACCUGAGAUCAAACUACCACGUUGUGGAAGGUUUAUUACUACCCACAAUGCAAAUGGCAGCAGUGUCCAUCGGGAGCAGAAGCUACUGCCGUACUUCAAUGUUGCUCGAGUAGGCCAAAUGGCUCGGUCGUACUCGGUACAGGGUGUACCCGUGGUACUCGAAGGUGAUGCCGAUGUGACGGCUUUUGAGGAUGGCGAUGGAGAUUGUAGUCAAAACCGUCAGGAAAUUGUUGUUCCUAAAGGGGUGAACCUGAACGUUCUUGAUCUGCAGCCGGGAGGAGUAACCGACUUUCACCAAACCGUGUCGAUUGACUUCUCAGUAUGCACGAUUGGAUCAAUCGAUCACGAAUUGGACAGUGGCAAUGUUGUGUUAUCGUGGGCUUCGCUGGCGCUCUUCUUCUACGAUAUGAGACGAGUUUUACGCUCUGGUCUGAUCCUAAUGAACUCGAACGAGCUGAGUGAGACGUGCUCUAAGGUUCUCAAGACCGAUAGCCGGUGCGAUAUGACAACCAGAAUACAAAUAUUCGGAACGCUAUCAUCUUCAAGCAAUCUUGUUCUUGACGUGCUAGCGCUGAUUAUGUCGACCCGAAAGAAAAAGAAGUAG